Molecule: messenger RNA, 930 nt
Organism: Scomber japonicus (chub mackerel)
Lineage: Eukaryota; Metazoa; Chordata; Actinopteri; Scombriformes; Scombridae
Product: ubiquitin carboxyl-terminal hydrolase 46-like
Exons: 1
Coding region: 1-930 (309 amino acids)
Biological process (GO): protein deubiquitination
Cellular component (GO): cytosol; nucleus
Molecular function (GO): cysteine-type deubiquitinase activity; cysteine-type endopeptidase activity
Source: RefSeq, a predicted model, not a curated record
AUGCGCGGUUUGACCAAUGAUGGGACAUACUGCAGCAUCAACAGUGUUGUCCAGUGUCUGUACCAGACACGUGAGCUACAAGAUGCAAUACGAGACGUUGACGAUCGGGACUGUAGUAGAGCUUCUAAUAGAGUGGCCGUGAUGCUCAAGCGUCUCAUCCAAGAGAUGACAAAAGACAACCACUUACCGUGCAACGCAAGCUUUCUCGUACAUGCGAUGAGUGCAUACAAUGGAGUGUCGUACGAUGCCCAGGAGGACUCAGACCUCGUUUUCAAAUGCAUCAUCAACGCUUUAGCGGAUAGCAAUGGGCCAGCUUCAAAGAUCGGAACAUUGUGGGACAUUGAGAAGGAGACUCGUGUGCGGUGUCUCAAUUGCAACAUGGUCCAGUCCUCACUCAAUAGGUCCAACGCAAUUUCAGUGAUAAUCAAACAGAAUCUUCCUGAUGAUCUGCAGAGUUACAUCGACCAGUACUCGGACAUCACCCUGACGACGUGUGAUUACCAUUGCAAAGAAUGUCACACGAAAACCCAGGUCGAAAUCACAACGAGGGUUUUAUCAUUACCUCCGGUUGUGUGUAUGAAGAUCGAACGGGUUCAAAACAUCGGCAGAGAUAUAGCUCGUAUAGUCAAGACAGGGAAACGCUUCAGUUUCCCCGAGACUCUCGAUUUGAAAUACAUGAAGGAACCCACAGUGCCCGUGGAUACUGUAUACGACCUGUACGCCGUUGUAGCCCACAAUGGUACCCCAUACUGUGGACAUUACACAGCUUAUGUGCGGGAAGAUGGCAGUUGGUAUCUUGCAGACGACACUUACUUCAAGUCCUGCUCCUGGGAGGAUGUCAAGACUACCUACGAAUCCGGAACUAGAAAUGGGAGGAUAGCUUACAUGCUGAUGUACCGCAGAAACACAACCAAUACUGUACAAAUGUGA